GAAGACCAGAUAAGGGAGAUAAUAAAUAUUCAGUCCAUAUACAACACAAAAUUUGUAGAAUAUAUCUAAAAUGUGCCUUUGAAAUGGACUAUUUGACUGUUACUCUGAACCCUGCUGAUGGUGUGGGGUCUUUUGUUGUGAUUGAAAGCAUAGGGUCUUUGCUAUACUUUGGGGCAGGCUCCCUGUCUUCUGUGGCUUUGAGCCUGGAGGCUUCCAGCCAAGCUCAAAGUCAGGAAAAGGGGGUGUGGGCUUUUGGGCUGUGCCGCUGGCAGCCAGAAUGUGGUUGGCUGUCUCCUCCCCUUCCGCACUGGUGCUCUACACACUGCACUCUGGAAUGACAGGCAUUCCUGUGUGAAGAGAGCCGGCGUGAAGACGUUUGUGAGAGCCACAAGUACCCGGUGUCCAGCAAAACAGAAACUCCAGAUCGCACACUGUUUCCUGGCAUUUGGUGGUGAUACGGGAUUGCUGGUCCCUUACGUGGAUUUGUCUUUUAAGAGAAGUUUGCUUUUGUCAGGAAGAGUUUGUUGUCGUGGGAUACAUCUAAGACAAUUAUAAUCAUGGGCCAAGCUGAUGUCUCCAGACCGGUAAAUCCAGAUGCAGUUGAAGAAGCAGAGCAGCCCUCUGGAGACCCAGGCAUGGGCAUGGACAGUGUGGAAGCAGGGGACACAACACCUCCCACCAAAAGGAAAAGCAAGUUCUCAGCGUUAGGCAAGAUCUUCAAGCCGUGGAAAUGGAGGAAAAAAAAAAGCAGUGAUAAGUUCAAAGAGACAUCAGAAGUUUUAGAGCGAAAAAUAUCUAUGCGAAAACCAAGAGAAGAACUGGUUAAACGAGGGGUUCUGUUGGAGGACCCCGAGCAGGAUGGUGAGGAUUCAGGAAAGCUGAGCCAUGCUGCAUUAAAGAACGGACACACCACCCCCAUAGGCAGUGCCAGGUCCUCUAGCCCAGUCCUGGUAGAAGAAGAGCCAGAGAGAAGUCUCAGGAACCUCACUCCAGAAGAGGAGUCAAAGAAGAGACUUGGCUCAACUGGAAGCCAGCCUAACUCUGAAGCCGAGCCUGGUCCUGAGCAUGCACCUAAGCAGCCUCUGCUGCCCCCCAAGAGACCCUUGUCCUCUUCUUGUGAAGCAAAGGAGGUUCCGGCUGGCAGUACAGCAAGGUCCGUCUCCUCCACCUCUGGCUCUACCACCGUGACAUCUGCUGCCACCACUGCUGCCACAGACAUGACAAAGACUGUUAAGUCCUUUGUGGGCCCCACCCCCGCUCCUGCCCCCGCCCCCAGGACUCUGCCUGCUGCUCCUGCCAGUGCUAACACUGCUGCCACCACUACAGCCCCUGCCAAGCAACCCCCCAUCCCACCCCCUAAACCAGCUCAGAGAAACAGCAACCCCAUCAUUGCUGAACUAUCCCAAGCAAUGAACAGUGGCACAGUGCUGUCGAAACCAUCCCCACCCUUGCCACCCAAGAGAGGCAUUCCAUCAACUUCGAUACCCAGCUUGGAGCCUGCUGCUUCGUUCACAACUAAGACAGCAAAUGAUCAAAGAGAAAAAACUGUCUCUUUGUGUUUGGAACCACCACUGAUAAUCCCGCCUUCGUCCCCAUCACCCCCACUGCCUACCCACAUACCUCCCGAGCCUCCACGGUCCCCUCUAGUGCCUGCUAAGACUUUUCAAAUUGUGCCAGAGGUUGAGUUUUCCUCUUCUUCAGAUCUAUUCCAGGACAUUUCCCAGCAGGAGGAUCAGAAAACAGAAGUCCCCAAGAAGAUACAGGAUCAGAGCUUUGGGGAGUCCCAUAUACCCUCCAGGCUGCCCCCACUCCCACUGCAUAUCCGAAUUCAGCAGGCCCUUACCAGCCCCCUUCCUGUGACCCCUCCCUUGGAAGGCACUCACAGAGCCCAUUCACUGCUUUUUGAGAACAGUGACAGCUUCUCCGAGGACACUGGUACCCUGGGUCGUACCAGGUCACUUCCCAUCACGAUUGAGAUGUUGAAAGUUCCAGAUGAUGAAGAGGAAGAGCAGACCUGCCCGUUUGUUGAAGACGUGACGUCUACCUCAGCCACUCCUAGCCUACCACUGUGUCUGCGAGAGGAAGAGAAGGAGAGUGACUCAGAUUCAGAGGGUCCCAUUAAGUACCGAGAUGAAGAAGAAGAUGAUGAUGAUGAUGAAAGCCAUCAGAGUGCCCUGGCCAACAGAGUGAAGAGGAAGGACACGCUGGCAAUGAAGCUGAGCAGCAGACCCAGUGAACCAGAGACCAACCUGAAUUCUUGGCCUCGUAAAAGCAAGGAGGAGUGGAAUGAAAUACGGCACCAGAUCGGGAACACGCUGAUCCGGCGGCUGAGUCAGAGACCAACAGCAGAAGAAUUGGAGCAGCGGAACAUACUACAGCCUAAAAAUGAAGCUGAUCGGCAAGCAGAGAAACGGGAAAUCAAGCGUCGCCUCACUAGAAAGCUCAGUCAAAGGCCAACUGUGGCUGAACUGCUUGCCAGGAAGAUUCUGCGGUUUAAUGAGUAUGUGGAAGUAACUGAUGCUCAUGACUAUGACCGGCGAGCAGACAAACCAUGGACCAAACUGACUCCUGCUGACAAGGCUGCCAUAAGGAAAGAAUUAAAUGAAUUUAAGAGCUCGGAGAUGGAGGUUCAUGUAGACAGCAAACACUUUACACGCUACCAUCGCCCAUGAAGCUGAAGCCUGAGAAAGGAGCUAAAGGACCACAGGAAAAGGAAAAGCAUGGCUGGUCUGCUUCUUGUCUCCAGGGCGAGCACAGCACUUCUCACACAGCCAGAGCUGCUCUGGGAUCUGGGCAGGGCAGGCAGCGCUUGUACGCGUGUCCUUGUGCUCCCCUUAGAGAAGAAUGAGACACCGAUGCUUUGAGCCUUUUAACAACACUGCAGUAGACUUGAGGGUGUCUCUCACCAGCCACAGAAGCACAGGGCCUCUUACAGGUUUUGAGUUUUUCUGGCUACGGCACACGCUGCCCUAAGACAACUUGGUGUGCUGAGGCCGUUUGUACCGUGAGCCUUACCUGUCUGUCCUGUCUGAGAGCCGCUCAGGGAGGCUCAUUCCAACCCUCAGGUUCUCUUACCAGGAAAAAAAACAUUCGGACACACCAGCCCUUCCAGCAAAGGCCCGCUUCCAGAAAAGUGCUUGGACUUCUCUGCAUAAGGUCUGACCAGAAGGAAGCCAGUGCAGGCUCCGGCCUGUUCCUCCCUCCAUUUGGCACUUGUCAUCCUAGGUCCUUUUUGUUUUGAGACAAGAUCUUAUCCUGUGGCUCAGGCUGGCCUCAAACUCACUGUGUAGCCCAGGCUGGCCUCAAACUUCUGUCUCAGCCUCCCAAGUGCUGAGAUUAUAAGCAUGAGCCUUCAUGCUCUCAUCCUGAUUUCAAAGUGAGCUUAAAGAAAUGGGGAAAAUCCAUUCAUUAUGUAGUCUGAGCUGUAAUCAGAAUCCAAAUGAUCAAAUGAGAAAGCCACGUGCAUUUUCUAUGUACAAACCAAGAAAAAGGCCUUACUGUUAAUGCCGGUUUGGCAGAGAACUGACUCACGGGGCAGACUUUAUUAUACGUUCCCUGUACCAAAUGAUACUAUAAAUCACUUUGGCCUGUGGGAGCACUGUGUGGGAGCACUGUGCGCUACAGGUGCCCAUGCUCACUCCUUGGUGCUGUUGGCCCUCCUUACUGCACAGCCCCUCUACUGAAUUAGCCCCUCCCCCUCCCGACAACGAACACCUCACUUGCCUUCCCAUUCCUGUUGCAGCCAGGCCUCCCCACUUGUAUUGGGGUGCAGAUUUGGUUAUGUUUUUCAAAGAACUUUUUUCCUGAAACCCACACAGCCUUACUGUUCCUGCCUGGAUUCUACUUACAUUGUAAGUGGAAGGGAAAUGUAACUGGGUUUGUCGCUUUUCUUUUUGUUUUAGUCUAUACCUCAGUAUGUAGCCCAGGCUAGCCUUUGACUUGAAGUCUUCCUUACUCAGCCUUCCCAGUCUGCGAUCAUCGAGGGCAACGGCCACACCCAGCUUCUACUCACCUUAACAGCUAGUGGAUUGUGGCUCUUAAAAAGGCUUUGCUUUCUUGUUUGUUUGUUUUUUGCUUUAUUCUAUUUCCUGUCUGUAUUCUUUCAGCAAUUUUCUCCUUGUCAGCAUCACACUUAUUAAAGAGUUAGAAUAUAGGGCAAACAAAAAAAGCUAAAGUGACCUUAAAACUAGUACUUUCUUCUCUAUGAAGGAAAAAGUGCUUUUGUUUGUUUUUUCUCUUCCUGCCAUGUAGUUUCUGUCUAUGGAACAAAGACUCCUUCCCACUCCGUCCCCAUCUCCUCAAACCUUGAUAUUGCUUGAGUAAAGGAAGAGAAAACAACAGUUCUGUCAAGUCUGUGAGUUGUCUAGAUACAAGGUUGCCAGAGCUGCUAACCUUUGCGAUUACAUCCUGACCAAGGCUCAGUUCUCACAAGCAAGGCCGGUGCUCCGCCCCUGCUCCGCCCCUGCUCCGCCCUGCUCCACCCUGCUCCGCCCCGUUUCUCCUUCUCUGUCCCAGGUUUAGAGAGUACUUUGCAUAUGCCUGUGCUGUCUGGGGUGUGGUAACCUUUUUUUUAGACAGGGUCUUAUGUAGCCUCACUAUGUAGCCAAGGAUCCCCUGCCUCCACCUCCCGAGUACAGGGCUCACAGAUGCACCCACCAUACCUGCCGGCCAGCAACGGCUUCUCUCAGCUGUUCUCCCUCACGUGCCAAUCCUGAGCUCCCGUCUGCUUGUGUGUGCCAUCAAGGGCUCUGACUCUGUUCAUCUCAUCUGUCUUCUGAAGCAGGAUAUGUUAGGGCUGCAUCUAGGCAGUGGUUUUGUUUUUAUGUAUAUAAAAGUUGAUUAUGUGUCUUCUUUCUGUAAGUGGAAGCUUACAGUCCUAAUGUAAAGGACUUAAAGCCUCGCUGUCGCAUGUUAAGAUGCUUCCCUACUGUACAGAAUCCUGUAAAAUACAUAAUUACGUUGUAUAUCAGCCUUCCUACCAAUCUUAAUUAUUAAAGUAUUUUAGAAUAUCAAAAAAAC
Mus musculus (house mouse) is the source of this 5019-nucleotide messenger RNA. It is a transcript of the gene Phactr4, whose product is annotated as phosphatase and actin regulator 4. The transcript is spliced from 13 exons. Bases 558 to 2672 code for a protein of 704 amino acids. The record is from RefSeq and is a predicted model, not a curated record. Gene Ontology annotation, cellular component: cytoplasm; lamellipodium. Lineage: Eukaryota; Metazoa; Chordata; Mammalia; Rodentia; Muridae.